Molecule: messenger RNA, 9032 nt
Organism: Struthio camelus australis
Lineage: Eukaryota; Metazoa; Chordata; Aves; Struthioniformes; Struthionidae
Source: RefSeq, a predicted model, not a curated record
CUCCAAGAUAUUCCAUGGGGACUGUACCAGAUCCUCUGAGAUCUGCCAAACUUUCCCUGCUCACAGCUUCUGAGGAGAAAGAUCACCUGGGAGACCUGCAGUCUGCUAAGCACCAGCCCGAACAACCAAGUCGAGAGACAGCCAGCAAUGGUUUUUCAUACACGGUGUCUGAUUCUGCUGGAGUUUGCUCGUUUGACCUAAAAUGCCCCGCAGCUGCUGAUGUUCAGACGUGUGAGAAACAUCACAGGGAUGAUGCUAGCUGGCAUGAGGCAUUUUCUCCUGGGUCCUUCAGCAAGGCUUCAGAGGGGCAUCCUGCAGGCGUAGAGUCUGCUAGUAACUCGCAGCCAAAAGCCUGUGAGGAACUGGCAGUGCAAGCCCUGACUGCAGAAAGAGCCCGUUCAACAGGGCACGAGCCGGUUAUGAUGCCAGCCCCCCAGAACUCCUGUCAGUUUGUUCAAAGCAGCCGAGCCAAAUCAAGCUCCCUGGCACAAACGGAUGACUCUGCAUUGAAACCUCAGGGGACUGAUGAUCAGCCAGCACUUGAGGUGUUAAACUAUUCUUCCCCAGGCAACCCUAUCAGGGAUAAUGAGUCCUUUAAUACUUCUCAGGCGAACAUUCUGCAAAGAGGGGGAGAAGAAAAGGGAGCAGAAAAACCUGGUCCUGCUGCGUGUCAGUCAGCCUCUCCAGAGAGGGGCACUGAAGAUGACCUGAGGAGAGGUCCACAGGUUGGUUUGGAGGCAGAAAGCAGGGCUGCAAACACCGUGCACUCAUGUCCCGCUGAUCAAAGUGCAGUAGUUCAGAGCAGCAAGUCACCAGCUCAGUUCAGACAUGAGAGUACGCAGCCAGUAUGCAAUGCAGACGUGGAGACAGUGAGUUCAGGCGUGAUCCAGCUCUCCAAGUUCAGAGAAACAGGUACAAUGACAGUUCAGGCUGAGAACAGAUCUUUAACUCAGGAAGCAGGAAACAGGACCUGGAGGGAUGCCGAGGUUCAGGCCGUGGCCAGCGUGGAGAGCAAAUCAGCUUCCACGAGCCCCAGUAUCCUUGCCGCCUUCUUAAAAGGGAAUCCUCCGUUAGAGGAAAAGGAGGAACUGCACAUCAUUUAUCAAGGCAGUGGGGGGCUGAGCCAAUCUGAACUUAUUGACAGUUUCUCCUCACACCAAAAGUCCCCAUGUUCUUCUGGUAUCAUGCCAAAAUCGACUGUUCUUACAGCUGUGACUGAUACAGCCCAAACCCAGGCUGUCAAAUUGCAAAAAUACUCUGGAGACCAAUCUGACAUGGUCUCUCCAGCAUCAGCAGAUCACACAACACUUACUCGGCCGUGCCCUCUUGCAGCCAUUACCUCCCAAGGGACAUCUGCAGUUAGUGCCCAAAUGAUCUGUGCAGCCAGAGACAGCCGGGAGGCUACUCUGGUGCCCUUGGACACUCCAGUCCUGCCAAAGGCAGUGCCCGUCGACCAGCUCGCAGUUAAUGCCGGUAAUCAAACUCCAUCACAGUCUGGUUGUGGUGGACCGAACACUAUUUCAGCUGCAGUUGUCCCAGAAAUCAAGAGCAAUGUGCAACAACUUGUCCAGGAUGCAGGAAGCAGCCAGUUACCUUUACCCUGUAAUACAGACAGAGAAAUCAAGCAGAAAGAGGUCCUGGACAGCUCUGAGCAAAGACUGGUACAGUGUAAGGGUGUGAAUGAAGUGAAGGCAAUUCCCAUUCAAUCUGGGGUCAAACCAAAGGAAGAAAACUUGAUGGUGCUUGAUCCUAAAGGAGUGAUGAAUGUUAGCAGUGAACCUGCUGCCAUCAGCGUAAAGGCAAGUUCAGCGGAUACAGGCGAAAAGGGGCAUGGCAGAGACCAAGGAGCGAUUAGCCAGGCUCUGAAGGCCAGCGGUCGGAGUCUGCAGGCAGGAUUGUCGUCAGAGUUGAGCGCAAGUUCUGCUCACGUCACCCCUCUCUCGGGGGCCUCAGCAGCUCCCCAGCAGCAAGGCCUUCAGGCAGAGGAGUCCAGACACGAGCUUGAUACAGCAGCUCUUCCUACUUCAGCUCAGGCUUUGCCAAAUCUUGGGGAAAACAAAAAGCAGCCCACUCCAGCCAUGGAGGCAAAAGUGCAGGUGAAGCAGUCCAAGCACGUCAGGGAUGUUGUGUGGGAUGAGCAAGGCAUGACGUGGGAGGUUUAUGGUGCUUCCCUCGAUCCAGAAUCCUUGGGAAUUGCGAUCCAAAACCACUUACAGAGACAAAUACGUGAACAUGAGAAACUGAUCCAGGCUCAAAACACUCAGAAUCGGAAAUCCAUUUCCUCUGAUACAUCUUCAAAUAAAAAACUGAAAGGGAGGCAGCAUAACGUAUUCCAGUCCAUGCUGCAGAAUUUUAGGCGUCCUAAUUGCUGUGUCCGACCUGCUCCUUCCUCUGUGUUAGACUGAAAUGGUUUGCAGGGAUGGAUAGAUGUCUGCAAUGGUAUAGAGACCCCCCACCCCGCCCUCAAGUCUUAAGUCCUGCUGUUCAGUUGUGUUAUUGGAAUUGUGUUGCAGCAACAGUGGAAAUUAUUACCCUUUUGUUUCCUGAGUAGUCACUCCAUCAUGCCUUUAUUAUUGCUACAGCUGGUGUAUUUCCACAUUAUGCCCCUACUCGUCUACUGUCAGGUGAAAAGCUAGGCACUUAGCGAAAGCACAAUUUUAAAUUGCCACCUUGCUGCAGGGAGAGCAGGGCUUUCUGAUAAGGCAUGAAGCAGAGAGAAGAUUAUCAGAAUUAUUAUCAGAAGUGAUUUUUAUGCAUCGCAAGGUCUUAUGCAAGGGGAUAGGCUGGGGGAAGCUGGAUAAGGUGAAACUAAGGUUAAGCAGUUGUCAACAGCUAAUGCUCUCCAACAGUAACAGAAGACAGCUUUCCAUACGUUUAAGUUACCCACACUGAGGCAAGUUUAUGGCAAGGCUAAGGACAUUGAUCACUUACCAGCCUCGCUACUGUUGAUACUGUGGGGUGCAGUUUUCAUUGGCAGCCUGAGAGAGCUGGGUCUUCCCCUCCUAUUGAAAUAUAGAACCAAGGAAGGAGUGAAGAACCAGGUUGAAGGAGUGUCCGCUUGGGAGAAGAAGCAAGUUAAGCAAAUGGAAUUUUGAUGGCUAGAACCAGAGGCGAGAGAGAGGUAAAUUCUGUGGGCUUUUUCCCCCCUGAGUCAGCCGCACUUAAGAUGUGUGGAGUGUUUAAGUAGGCAAUGUGGACAGAUAAGGUAAAACAUGAGAGAGCACUUAACUCGAUUCACCCGUGUCUGUCAGCACAGUGCUGUCACUUGCGCUGCAGUACUCUAGCCAAGUCUUUCAAAAGCAGCGAGUAGUUCUGGGUUCUCCGCCUGAGUCUGGGUUCUCCAGUGCUCUGAUUCUCCAACAACGCUGAACACCUCUCUUCUGUAAAUCACUUUUUAAAAACAUGGAUCUUCUUCUUUCUUUAGAGAUGCACACUGACAUUUUAAAGUAGAAAUAGGCUAUGCUGUGCAUCUGGGUCCGUUAGCCUACAUGUCUAGUGUGUGCGCUGCUCUGAUUUUUUCCAAGUCCUUGUCCAGAUCUGAUCUUUUUGGUAGUAUUUUGAUGCUUUUCUUGCUGCUUUUCAUAAACUUAAUACCAUUUAAUUAGCCUGUGCAUAUUUUAUAUUUUAUCUAAUGCUAUUUAUAUUAUAAAGCAUUAUAUUGUUAACUUGAAACAUUUAUUUUACAGAAAUACUGAAGUCUUGAGACAAUCUUUACUGUAUUUCUAAUGUUAGGGAAGUUACAGAAUCUGCUAAUAAAAGGUAGCUUAGUGACUAUUUCUCCAGAAGUGUGAUAUACAAUAAUGUCUCAAAAAUGUGUUUGUCACAUUUCUCAGAUGAAUAAUAUUUUUCCAAGCUGGGGAAUGUGUUUCCCACUGUUUUUUUUUUUUUAUUCUGACCAUUAGAGUCCAUGGGAGGUUGGGGAACUCCUGCAGUUUGUAGAAAAUUCAGUUUUCAAUCCUGCAGUGCAUUGAGGAUUUGGCUGUUGUAAUCCUGCAGAGGACUAGAGUUAAAUAGGAAUUAUUUUUAUUCCAUUAAAGAUUUUUCAUCAAUCAUGAUUUAUUUCUGUCUGUAGUACCACACAUCUAAUUUACUGUGCAGAUUAUCGUACAGGUUUACUCAGUGUAAAUGAUUUUUUUUUUUUUUCUGAGAAGCAGCCCUGAGGUGAUGCCUUUUUUUUCAGGGGACCAACGUUUGUGAGUAUAUCAACUGUCAGGCCUUCAAAGCAGCUAUUUGGGGACAAUUUUUUCCCUAACAGGGAGGUAAAAUACUGUAAAGUUUCUGUAAGGUACAAUAUUUUAACCUAGUCCAGUGAAAGCUGUUGCCUCUAGGCAUGGUACUGAAUUGACUCCUAAUUUUCCUCUGGCAUAUCUGUUGGAUUUUUAUGGCACGUCCUUAUUCUGCUUCUGUACAUUAUUUUAAGUCAUCUCCCAUCUGAUGCUGAAUUGCUGAAUCUGAAAUACCACAUUAGGGAGUGUCUUCUCACAUAUGCCUACUGAGAGGAAAGUUUCAUCUCUUUUGUUAUUACUGUUUCCAUCACCUUCCUAGCAGUUUCUGAGAUGUAAAUUUCAUGUGAAGUUUUGUGGGGGAUUAAUGUUGACAGCAUCGUUAGGUAAGGUUAGUUGACGAGUUUGGUGUCUCUUACCAUGUUGUGUUUGUGUCAGCCCUGUAAAGGUUCCCAAAGUUUUCCAUGGUGUUUGCUGUUUCCUGUCCAGGUCCAAGGCUUUGCACUGCUCCUUCUUGUGCCUUCACCUCCGAUCUGUCCUCUCCCUCUUUAGCUGCUGCCCAGCCCAUAUCCCUGUGAAAGUGUCCCAUGAACAAGCUCACACCCCCUCUCUGUCUCCUCCAUAUUAUAGCAUUGUGAUCUAGCUUACUCUGAACUGUCCCUUUACAAAUGUGUUCAGUCUGAAUAUAUAAAUGGAUUGUCAUAUUUUUCCAGAGGAGAAUAAAUGGCUAUCGCGUAUUCACCGAUUUCCAUGAACUUUAUCCUUUAGCUGAAGCUCUCCAAAAUAUUUCUAAAAUCUGUGUAUGAGUUGCUUUAUUGAGACCAAACUUCGCUUGGCAUUUAUUAGCAGUGGAUGAGCAGUGUGCUGCACCAACACUGGAACUAACUCUUCUUCAUGAGGAAUCAGAGAUCUCUCCUGGUACCCUGCAGCUGCUUCUAGCUGUGAGUCUUCACCAGCCUUGUCCACCCUCACUCCCCCUGCCCCAAAUAACCUUUCUUCCAGGGAAAUGUCACCAAUACAUACAGCAAAAUGCUGAUGGGUAGAUGUCAUACCAAGUGGAUGCAUCUAAACAACUACGUGGGCAUAGCUGGAGAAACUAUAAUGUUCAGCAGAGCAUCGUGCUUUUGUGUUCUGUGAGAAAAAUCGGUUGAAAGACAAACUGAAAUAUGUCAGUGACGCUGUCUCGUGGGCACAAAACUCCAGCAGACGUUUGCAUCCAAGCAAUAAUGUGCCAAAAACAAAUGCAUAAAAAUGAGUCAAUAAUCACCAGCACAUCUCAUGUAAAAUAUUUUAGGUUUUCACUUUGUCCUAGUAGAGCAGAAUGUAGGCAAUGUGAUAAUUUAACCCCAGGUUAUGUUUUCUCCUGCAUACAAUGUCCAGAUGACCGCAUGAAUCCUUGUAAGGAUGAUGCAUGUUUCACCAGCAACAAAACAGAACUGUAUUUUGGGUGAUGAUAAGCAAAUAAUACGCUUGUAUAAAUGGUCCUAUACCAGCCAAGAAGGAGUAUUGUUGGUGUUACAUCAGUGUCAAAAACAAAAGCGUGCUUGGAGUGGCGGUAAGGCAGAGGGUAGGGGAAGAUGAUCUGUGUGCCUUCUCGCCGCUCUCUCACUGCCCUGUGAUCAGAAUCACACUGCAUUGGUCGAGCGGUUAACAAGCACGGAAAUUCAUUUGGCGUAAUAAAAAGAUGCCUCAAAGCAGAAAGAACUGCUUUGUCAUUCCCAAAAGUAAAUCUGUAUGGGGAAAAAAAAUCUAGGUUGCAGCCUAGCCUUGUGAAGUAACUCUUAAUUUCAGUUUGCUGCAAGAUGGGAAAAUUGCAGAAACAAGCUAAAGGUCAGGAAACUGUUGUCUGUUGGCAUAUCUUCUGGGAAGGCUGACACGGCCAGAAUCAUUGUAGGAGUUUUUAAUAAAUGCGGUGAAUGAAAGUGGAAGGGUUGCUUCUAAUUUCACUUCAGGAGCUUUUUACUAGUAAAGACAAAAGCAAAUCUAUUUCGAUGUUGCCCAUCAUCGAUGCAGGCAGUUUGCAGGAUAGCCCCUGAUUUUGUGUGAGGCUGCGAAGUGCAGAACUGUCUGGGUGUGCUUGUUUGGUGUCUGCCAGCUUUGCCUUGUCUUGGGCACCAGUGGUGAAAUGAAGUCCUGUCUCACUUCUGCUGACUUGUUUUGGAAAAAGCAUGAGGGGCAAAGCUGGAGGGGCACGGAGGAAGGGAAUGUCUGUCUCACCCUUUCAGAGCAAGAAACCAUGCCUUUGAGCAUAGAAGAAGGAAUUGCUGAGAAGACUAGGGAGGGACUAAAAGAAAAGCAAAACUGAGGUGAUGUAGGUGCUGCACUAGGAAUUCCCAUUCUUAUGGGAAGCCACUGUUUUGCUUGAUUUUUGCAAUGCUCACCAUUUGUUCAUUCUGAGCUCACAGAAUUUUCAUUUUCCUGCUGUUUUACAGCCUUUAGGAAAAAGGACAUUUCCAAAGGUUGUAUAUUUUGUUAAUGUGCAGAUAUAUGCAAAUAUGAAUCAGCAAAACUGACCGAAUAAGCUAACUGGUAACACAAGUAAGUGAACAAUAUCUGUUUAUUACCUUUACUAUUACAUAAGGGCUUGUAAAAUGAACGUUUUGGAGAAGAAUAUUCAAGGGAUUCAGAAAAAGUGAAUAUAUGCUCUAAAGAUAACAGGCGCAUUUAUCUUGAAUUCCGUUACUGUUUCUGAGUUUUUAAGUUAGUGGAAAUCCAAAAGAAGAUAAGGAUAUGUUUUAAAGCCUGUUGAAAUUGAUGGAAAAUUCCUUUUGGCUUCCACUGGUCUUCAGUGUGGAAAUAACAGUAGAAACUGCCGUAUCAGUGUUCCGUUGCUUCGCUUAGGAAAUGCAAGGUUUGUCUGAAAGUACAAAUAUUAUUAGCUUAUUAGGUUGAUUCUCCAUUGAUUUAUUCCUGGCCUACCCCUUCACACCUUUUGAAAAUCAAUGCCAAAAAUUACUAAGGCAAAGUAAGCGUUUCACACCUGCCUUCUGGAAAUGACUGCCGUGAGUGAGAUACAGCUGUUAAUCAAGCUCCUUGAUCUAUAGUGAUAUUGCUGUUUCAGUGUUUCAUUUCUGUUAUUUAGAAAGCUAAGAGCUAAGGUCUGAAGGACUCCUCCUUUUUCUUUCUGUUUUUUUUAGCGUCUCAGCUUCUGCUCAUUGACUUUUUUGGUGACUGUGAUGCCUGUAUCAGUUAUCAAUGCUUUCUAAGUCCAUCCCCAGCCAGGUAUGUAAGUAGAUCCCUAUUUAAAUGCUGCACACUAGCAAAUGUCUCUGGAGUCAGUGGAUGCUGCAGUGGUCCGUGGGUCUGAAGAUCAGAUCCUGUAUAUUGAAGUGGCUGAAAUGUUCUUUUAGGUGCCCACGUUUAAUUACCACCUGAGCCUAUAUAGCUAUGUAAAAGAAAGAAUGAAGUAUUACAACUCAGUUAAUCCAAACUGAAAUGAACAUCAUCCAUUUUUUGAAAGUCUGAUAUGUAUUCUUUUGCCUGCUUUUGUGUUUUUCUGAGCAGUUCUUCCUUCUCAAGUAUUUGUAAAGUGGAUUUUGAAUCAAAUCGUAGCAAGGAAGAUUUUGCAUUGGAAAAUGUAUCUUUCAGCAUUCAGGCUGCUUUAAAGAAGAAACUGUUGUUUUUAUUGAGUCCAGCGACACAGGAACUAAUUUUGCCUCUAGCAGAAAGUUUGCUGUUGGUAAGUUUGAGCGUGUGUGCGCAUGUGUUUAAAGGGAGUGCACAGGUGUGCAGGACUCAUGCAUUGCUCAUGCUCUAGGUUUUUCCCUUUGCUGUUGCUGAUUGAGCGCUAGAGGCUUCGUAUCUCCCACAAUUUUGGGGCAACAACAGGAAGUUCAGAUUGCUCUGCAAUAUAGAAACAAGGAUUUUCUCCUUAUCUGGUCUCUAAAAAAUUCCCAGAACCCUAGCCAAAAAAAAAUAGCUGGCCAACCUCUGUGUCCAGACUGUCAACAGAAAGUGUGGCGGUUGAGUCUACAGAAAUGCACGCUAGCUCCAAAGCUCUGUGGAAAUCCACAGUUGUACAUAUGAACUGGUUUCUCCCCAAAGACUAUGGGUUAUAGCAAGCAUCAGAGCUCAUGAGGAAUGAUACACAUGGACUGAGUCCAUUUUGAAAUAUUAGACCUUAAGUUUUUGUCUGCUUAGAGUGACCAUCCAUUGAAUAGAAAUACAUGACAAAACUCUGUCGUCAAAGUCUUCAGCAGCCAUUUGCUUAAGAAUAUUAGGCAGUGUCUAUUAGAUACAUCAUAGAGGCUCGGCUACAACAGCUGACACUUGUAUUAAAGGGUUCUCCUGAUAACACUUCCCUCAACUCAGUUCAUAGUGAACAGUUUUAAGUCAAACCCAAGUUUAGGCACUGCCAUGGGGAAUUCAGUACCUGGAAGAGAAAGGUCUGAGCAGCACACUAGAAGUGAGGUGGGUUUGUACUCAGAGUUAUAUAGAGAGAUGGUAGGUGAACUUUGAAUUCCUGGUCAUUGCAAACCCCAUGAAAAUGAUGGCCACAAAUCAGGCAGCAGCAGCAGAAAACCAGUUUCGAGGCUUCUAAUGACAACUAAUAUUAUCAUGGCUUUAUUAUUUUUAUAGUUACACUGACUGAAUGUGAUGUACUGUACAAAGUAAAGCUAAUUUUAGGCUUCCAGUGAACUGUAGCAUUCAUUUGAGACAUAUCACUAGAACUUUGCAUGUGAAGAAGUCUUAACGAUGGUACUAAAGCGAUGUUACUGACCUGGUCAAGUCCCUUAGGAAUUUAAUGUUUUGCUGUUUUACAUCUUCUGGUUUCCAUGAUGAGUACAAUAAAAAUGAACACUGUCUUAA